This is a messenger RNA of Pelobates cultripes (western spadefoot toad), 26074 nucleotides long. Lineage: Eukaryota; Metazoa; Chordata; Amphibia; Anura; Pelobatidae. The record is from the annotation of a GenBank genome assembly.
CCGCGGCUGGAAUACAAGAUGGCAGCCCCGGCGGGGAGGGAAAGGCGGAGGCGGUAUAGCAGCGAGCGGACAGGAGUCAGUGACUGGAGCUCGCCUCGGCCCCAGGUGAGGCUCCCGGCGGCGCAACCCCACGCUCCGACACGCGCACCGUCCGGCGUCGCAAACCGCCGUGCACCCGCUGGGGGCCCAGGGCGCCCGCCGCGCGCCCUCACCGCCCCGCAAAACCGCCGCAAAGCCCGAGGGCGCCAGCGCAGCUCCCCGGCGCCAUCUUGGAGCCACCCGCAGGGGGGAGCGCGCUUUAUAUAGGGCGCGGCCACGACAGGGGGAUGGGAGUACAGUGCGCGUGCACGAGCGCGCCAAAAAAUUGUGAGGGGGUGGGGGGGAGAGAAAAAAACCCAAAAAACAAACCAAAGCGAAUAAAUGUCUUAUAUUAUAAUAUAAUAAAUACAAAUUACACCGCGAAGGGCGCUCUGUGUAGGUUUAAUGUAACUGUGGCUUUAGGUUUAUUUGUCUCUCUGUCUGAUCUCUCUAUAAAUGGCUGCAGCUCACUAUAAAAACGUACAUUUUAAUUUUUAAUUAUUAUUAUUUAUUUUAUUUUUUUUGCCUCCCCUGCCCUAGGCCAUUUAGACAUUUUUUUUUUUUUACAAUUUUGAGACUUUUAUACACAUUGAAUAUACAGCCUGUGACCGUGUAAUACGCAGCACAGCGGGCAAUGCCAUAAUAAUCUGUGUUGUUAUUGUUUAUACUUUGUCACUGGCUCUCACAAACACUCCCUCCGCCUGGAAACAUUAAUUUACACCCUCCGUUAUAUUGCACCUUUGUAUAUCUGUAUGGUAAUAAGAUGCCAAUAUAGUGCCCCCCUCCCUUCCCUCCCCUCUCCUCUUAUUAUAUAGAAAUAUGCGUUGUUAUAACAUCUCAACACGUUCCUAUAGAAGUACUACGUGCAUGGAGGCUCGUAAAUAAAUAUGUGCACAGCAAUAUAGUGAUGGAUUUGCAAAUUUAGUUUUUUUAUUAUUAUUAUUAUUCAGUAGUGCAGCCGUACAGUGACAAGGAAGGAUCGAUCGUUAUAUAAUAUAAAAAUGACUUGUAAUGAUAUGAUGGUGUUUACGGUGUAUAAUAAGCCUCUGUGAUGCGAUACAAUUGCAGACGUUGAGGAAAUUAUAGGGGUGUCAGUUGAGGAAAACUGCUAAUUCUCCUCCCUCCCCCCCAAACAUACCCCCCCCCACCCUGCACGAAACUUGCAGAUUUGUCAUUCCUCCUAUGCUAGAGCGAACAGGAAUAUAUAUUGUGUGUAACGUUUCCCCAGCAGUGGUUCGUCCGAAAGCUGAGGGCAAACACACCCCCCCCUUGAAUCUCACAACAGAUGCUUGUGUGAGAUAAUAGAUUAAUACGUCUCAGAACUUUAUGUUCUUAAAAUUGUCGUGAAAGCACCCCCUUUUUUUUUUUUUCUUAAAGGUAAUCAGCUGAAAUAUUUAGGAGUUCUUAUAUACCGCUCCUACCCUUACUAAAUAAUACACAAUUUUUUACAAAUGGGUAUUAACUAGAAAACAUAAGACAUUUUAUGGUAAUCCUUUCAAAGGGGGAGGGGGGGGGUCAUGGGUCAUGUCCAUACAUUGAUUUAUAUUUUAACGUAGUUCUCUAAGUGUGUCAUAUUGAAAUUCAGUUUGUUUAUUUAUAAAAAUAUUUUACCAGGAAGUGUACACUGAGACUACUCUCGUUUUCAAGUAUGUCCUGGAUGGGGUGGUGUGUGUGUGUGUAUAUAUAUAUAUAUAUAUAUAUAUCUUGAAAAAGAUUUGCGUGGUCGAAACAUCAAUCGUCCACAUUUAUGUAAUUUUGACUGUUUGAACGUUAAACCACGAGUACCUUAAAAAGACCUCUAAGUGCACCCUCUUAAUUUUUACUUUAUAUAUUUUUUGUCGGUUGUGCCUAGGCUGCAUUAGGUUGUUUUAUGUUAAUAGAGUGCCAAGUUUGCUAUUGUUAUACACACACACACACACACACACACUUUUUUAUACAUACAAUCACGUUUAAGUAGAAUGUAAUUGUGUGAGUUACAUGUACUGAAUUUCUAUUUGACCAGUAUGUUAAAUACAUUCAGGGAUUACCGACUGAUUGUACAAAAUACAGAUCGUUUUUCUUUUUUAUCCCCAGAGUGUUCUCACAGAGAUGGCCCGUGAUAAUCAUGGAAGUCCUCAGGAGGAGGUAGCCAUGGUCAGCUUGUCUCCAAGCACAUCACAUUCACCUCGACCUCCCCGUCCACCUUCUGAUCUGCCAGGUAAAAGUUUAGUUCGCCUCGCAGUGUAGGAUGUGCUGUGUGGUCUGAUUUAGGUGCUUAUUUAUUUUUCUUUAAAAUCAGAUGAGCUCGUACAGGCUGGAUGGGAGAAGUGUUGGAGUAAAAGGGAAAGCCGUCCUUACUAUUUCAACCGCUUUACAAACCAGUCCCUUUGGGAAAUGCCUGUGCUUGGUCAGCAUGAUGUCAUUGUGAGUACUUCUUACACCAAUCAUUUGGUUAUUUUGGUUAAAAAAGACUUAUUGAACUAAAGAACUGUUAGCCCAGAAUGCUUAACAUGCUUAUCCAGUGUUUAUUUAAAACCUACACUAUAAUCUUUUUUUUUUUAUGAGCAGACUGUCCUAAUCAGAAGCACCCCCCCAAAGCAAAAAGUCCCAUAAACAACAAGUGAAUACCCCCCCUCCCCCAAGUGUAGAACAGUUAAUGUCUCUCAUGUGCUAAAUCUGAUUAACUGCAUUCUUUGCAGUUUCUACUCUUCCUGCAACCAUUUUUUAUUUUUAUGUAUAAUAAAUAACAUCAAAUGCAGUGGAAAGUGCAAAAGCAGGCCAAUAUGCGCACCACUCAAAUAAACGGACACUGUAGGCACCCAGACCACUUCAGCUCUUUGAAGUAGUCUGGGUGCUGUGACCCUUUUGCCCUUAGUGCUACAAUGUUAAACAUUGCAGUUCCAGAGAACUGCAAUGUUUACAUUGCAGCUUUAAGUCUGUCCUCUGUGGCUGUCUAACUAGAGGGAUUCCAGAAUCCAAACGGGCUUUUGGUCCGUUAUCUGAUGCUGGACGUCCUCACGGACCUACAGCGUCAGAUUUUCCCCAUAGGAAAGCAUUUAAUAAUACUUUCCUAUGGGGAGGUCUAAUGUGCGCGGCCAUUGCUGCGCAUGCGCAUUAGGUCUCCCCCGCCGGCUGGGCGGAGCCUGACCCAGUUCCGAGGGACAUAGGUGUUGGAUUCAGAUAAGUGGCUGAAAGGGUUUUAACCCCUUCAGCCCCACAGGAGGGGGGGCACGAAUGAGGGGGAGACGUUAAAAACAUAUAGUACAAAGAAAACGGCUUUGUUUUCCUGGCACUAUAGGAUCCCUUAAGGACCAAACUUCUGGAAUAAAAGGGAAUCAUGACAUUUCAAACAUGUCAUGUGUCCUUAAGGGGUUAAGCUUGGCUAUUAUGGCCUAAACAUUGCCUUUUGCUUGUCAACCAGUGGAACAGUAAAUAAAUACCUAUGUGCACUCACUUUAAAUUGGAUAAUUGCAUUAAGGCAAACCAAAAAAGAAUAACUUUAACUAUAGGGACAGCUCAAUCACAAUAAUCACAUAAUUUCCUUGUGUAGGUUAUGGUGAAAGGAACUCCCUGCAUUCUGUUCCUUACAGCUGCAACUAUGGUAGAACUGUACACUUUGAUCUUCCAUUUAUACUUCCAAGAAUUUUGCUGCCCAUACUCUUUCCCAGAGUCAAUAAGGUAAAGUAGUGAUUUGGACAUCAUGCACCUGCCCUUUGUGUACAUGGUGUACAGAUAUUUGCUAGGAAGAUAAAGAAGUAUAGCUUUAUCCUCUGCAGACAAGCACCGAAGGGGCAGAGUUCAAAGGGACACUAUAGUCACCAAAACAACUUUAGUUCAAUUACGCAGUUUUGGUGUAGAGCUCAUGCCACUUCAGUCUCACUACUCUGUUCUCUGCCAUUUAGGAGUAAAAUAACUUUGCAGCUCUUCACACCUCCCUGCAUGUGACUUAUACAAACUUCAUGUAAAGAGUUACAUACAUGUUUACACUUCCUUUAUUGAACAUUCUGCUUAAUUUACACAGUUUUAUCUCAUGCGUUGUUAAUAACCUGCUAGACCAUGCGGGAGCCUCCUGUAUGUAAUUAAAGAUAAAUAUACAGACCAGGAGAUACAAACCUUUAAAGUAAGUUACAUCUGAGUGAAAGUGAAACCAUUUUUUUCAUGCAGGGUGUGUCAGUCACAGCUAUGUAAGGUGGGGCUAGGGCUACAGAAACAAAAGUGAUUUAACUCCUAACUAUAGUGUCCCUUUAAGUUCCAGUGAUUUUUGAAAAACAACUGUAAUUAUAAGCAACUUAGUGCAGAGAGACAAGGACAAGGUGCAUUCUUGCAACAUAACCUAUACAAAGAACAUAUGGUUUUCUCUUCUGUCAUAAAACUGACAUGCAUAACAGAUAAGUGCACUAUAAUUAAAUGGUCUUUGUAAAAUAAAAGAAUAUAAUUGGUAUUCCACAGUACUUAAAACAUUUAAUCGGUAAGGGUGAGACUGGUGCACCACUUAACUGGUCAGGUUGAGGAACUUAUCAGAAACUGCUACUAUAUUACAAGCAAAAGUCGUAUUUCACAUUUUAACCAGGAUUGAAGAUAUGGUCUCCAGAUGCCUUCAGAACAUUCUUUCGGAAAGUGUUUUAAUAGAAGUUCAGCAAGUCCUUUGCUGUUGCUCCAUAGAUGAGACUCCUGACUAAGGAAGGUUCUAGCUUCUAUGUCAUCGCUUUGUAGAAUGUAGACUUUUUAUAGUUCACUAUUUAAAAACAAAAAAAAAACGUACACAUGACUCGAAAUCCCUGUAUUCUGCCACAUUGAUCUUGGCAGAAAUAUUUAUAAGCCAAGGUUGUCUUUGUGCCAGAUAGCCAGCAGCAUAUCCCAGAGUGCAGUAUUGCUAAAAUAUAUUGGCAUUUGUUAUUUUGAACAUGACAAAUGUGAUAAAAUGUAGUUGUUGCCUUAUUUGACCACAUUCAGAAUAAUUCAAAUAAAGGACAUACAUGUAGACCUUUUAGAACCAGGUCAUGCUCCACUCGUUAGGGGGAAACAUUAGUCAUGUUCAUUUGCCUAGAGCAGCAAUGUUCUAGAGGUGCUGAAUUCUUCUAUAGAGUUACCACUGUUAACUUGCAAGAGCAUAUGAGUGAGAAGUUAAGAGCCUUCCUUGCCGAUGUCUUUCACAUACAGUGUGCCUAAUUUUAGGCUUGGUUUCUAAAAUGAUAGACAAGCAUUCACACAUAUCUAUUUAGAAACAUCCGAUAACUACAAACAUGCAAAUGUGAAUGGCUUUUAAAAUGCAGAGACAUCUUUUGGCCUGUGUUCAGAACUGAUUGGAUUCUCAAGCAUAACAACAAGGAGGAAACUUGCUCUGUUCGUUUGCACCCAGGAAGUUGAAAGAUAUAUUAAAUAGCACAAAAAUUCUUGAGCUGGGGAAAAUUGUUAUAAGGACAGCAAGAUUGAAACACUGAGGGUCUUACAUGUUUAUCCUUGAAAGUGUGAUUUGCUGGGAAUUCAAAGUGAAAUCAAAAUUAUAGGUAAGAAAAGCCAAAUUGAAAACAUAAUGGACUUCGAGAAUAUCUUAAUUUUGGCCAAGAAUUCUACAUUUGAUAGGAUUCUCCGCAAUUCUGACUUUACUGAGAAAUCCUGUAAAAGAUGUAUGAUAUUGCUUUCAUCUGUUAUUUAUGAUAUUCUGUGUGUAUUUUCGAGUCUCAGGACGGUUUAUUUAAUUUAGUAAGGCAAUGUGUAGAUUUUGGCUCUUCUUGUGCAAUACUCUAGGCCAAGGGUAGGCAACCUUUUAGCAGCACUGUGCCGAUAUAGGAUUGUGAUGUCCCGUAGCGUGCGGUCCUAUUUUUUUUAAAUUGAGGUGUGUAUGCUGCCGUAUUCUGCUUGUGUUAUUUUUACUGUAAUUGCUUUGUAUCGUUGUAUAUGGGAGUAUAUGCAGGGCCGUCUUUAAUAUUGACUGGACCCUGGGCAAAGCAUUUGGUUGGGGCCACCUGGACCCUGUCCCCCCUCCACAGGCGUGCAAUCACGUCCUCCACCCCAACGCUGACACACACAGACAUACUAACACACACACACCCACAGACAUGCUGACACUCACAGACAUGCUGACACACAGAUAUACUGACACACACACUGACAGACACAGACAGACAGACACACAGACAUACUGACACACACACAGAUAGAUAUACUGACACACACAGAUAUGACACACACAAGCAUACUAACACACAAAAUUUACACUUUAAAACCCACCCUCCAGUUUCCUACCUUUCCUGCUGGUGGCUGAAGGUGUUGGGAGUUGGGGUCUGGCUCUCUCAGCCAGACCCCCUCCACUCUGCCUACUCUUCUUUCCCGCACGCUCCUCUCUUUGUGCAAGGGGCCCACUCGCGCUGUUAAAGUGCCUCAGCGCGCGACCAGAAGCCCACCGGGUGGCCCUUCGUGCAUGGGCCAGCCGGUGGGUCUCCUUAGUGUGCGGAUUACCGGCCGGGGGGUGAGAAAUAGUCGAGGCCAGCAGGGCUCACGGUGCAGCUGCCUCGUUUGCCCCGCUUUAAAGACGGCCCUGCGUAUAUGAGCUAUUAUAUUGUAUAUGUUCAUGAGUAGUUUAUGGUAUUGUGUAUGAUACAUAUGAAUGUAAGCUGUGUAUGGGGGCUGCUUGUGGAAUUGUGUGUGUGGGUAGAUAUGUCACAUUGUGUGUUUGGUAGUGUGUGGGGGCUGUUUGGGGUAUUGCAUGUGAGAGGCUGCAUGUGGGGUUGUGUGCAUGUAUGUGGAUUGUUAGUGGUGUUGCGUUUGUUCGGAUUGUGUGUACGUUUGUGUGUGGGCUGUCCGUAUUAUUUGUAUGGUGGGAAGGUUUAUUCUGCAUUUCUGUGUAUAUCUAGCAGUGUGGGUGACUUCCCUGGGUUCCAGUGGGGACCAGGCCGACCAGGUACAUGUCAAAGACAGGAUCUGCAACUGCGUGCUGCUCUACUACUGUGUGGAUUCCCAUUCACAAGUGCUGGGAGGAAGUGAUCUGAGAUCACUUCCUCUACGUGCUGCGAUGCAUAAAUUGAGGAUUGUCCUUCACCACCUUUUCACAUUAGUAGAUAUCUAAAGUUUUACUGGGACUCCUGAUAGGCCAGAGACGGUUUGGCUCUAGCAGCCUUGAGAGCCGUGCAAAGGCACCUCGAGUGCCUACCCCUGCUCUAGGCAAUAGCAGAAAUCUAACAGAGCAGGAAAUGAGAAAUUAUAAUAUAAAGUGUAACUGUCACUAUUUGGGGACUCUUCUUAAUAUGCAAAGACCUCCGAUGGUGACAUUGCCGCUGGGGAUCCUAUUGAGGGGCAGGCAAAAGUGAGUUUAACUUACCUGAAUCUGCAGCUUAUGGUCACCGCCAUAAUUUUCUGGUUGGUCCUCUUUGGAGUUGAUGUCACUGCUAUACUCUUGCUCAUGCGCAAGAGUACAGCAUUGAGGUCUCUGGAGAACCAGCUGAAUCCUCCAUAGAUAGAUAUAAUUUCUGGGGGUUGAGGGGAUGACAGUGCUUGCAGAUCAGCUGAGAGGCAAAUGCUUUUGAUCUACAUGUCUCUUAAUACUCAAGAAACCUUUAGGCUUUUGGCAGUGUAAAUAAAAAAACACCUAAGAUUUCACAGUAAGUCAUCGCUGACCUAGAUGCUUAAAUAGCUACAAGGAGUAAAGGAGUAAAUAUAAAUCGGAUUAUACAGCAAAAAUUUAAACCAUAGCUCCUUGCUAAUAAAAAAGUAAAUAAAAUAACCUUGCAUGUUCCAAAUCUCAAUUAAAACACAUUUGGAUAAUUGCCUUUCACAAGCAUUGUUAACUGCUACCAUCAGUGCAACAUUUUCUCAUAUUUAUGAUACUCAUGGUACUCAUGGUACAAGAUAAAGAUGUCAUAGGUGUUGUUAUAAAAUAUAGUCAUCAUAUUGUCAUUGUAUAUUUUUACAUGUGCUUUGAAGGAUGGGUCCAACAUAGAAUUUAAAAUAGUACAUUUUCCUUAGCUGAUUGCUGGUUCUAUAAAUAUUAGUGCCUUUACUAUUUUUUUUUUUUUUUAUGACGCCCUCUGUGUCUCAAUAAUAAACAUUUAUAAAAAGAGACCAUGACAGUAUUUGCUAUGUGCAAAAGACAGCAAUGUCUACAUGUAUUGUUUUCUUUUUAUCAUACAAAAGCAAGCAAACCCCAUUUGAGUAAACUUGAUAAUAUUGUUCUGUAUAAAUGGUGCUUUGAAACAUAGCUACUAAUUCUAAUCUCAGUGUAACACACCUACUAGCAAAUGAAUACAAUAUCACAGUAUAUAUCUAAUUGACCUUUUGUAUACGUCCAGUGAAACACAAAGAGGGUUAUGUACUAAAGGGAGACUUCAGAGUGUAUUCAAAGUGAAUUUCAAUGAAAGAAUAGUUGAAUUGCAAACAUUUCUCAAGUCAGGAAUGCUUCCUGUUUCACUAGGCCUAAAAUUUGAAAUCCACUUUGAAUUCUUACUUUAGUGGCUAUCUCUGUAAUAGAGAGGAUAUUACCAACAUUAAACAGUUUUCUUGAUAAUGCACCGUACACCAAUACCUACUGUACUGCAAUAGUUAUCAUAUUACAAGUAAACACAAACGUUGUUCCAAACUUGAACCUUAGAAUUACUUUUUUUAUAAACUUUAAUCCUUCAUCUUUUUAAUUCAAAUUGUGACAUCCCAGUCUGAAUCACUUUUUAAACAAGAUUACUGUUCAACCUCAAAGAUUUGUAUCACUGCAAACAAAAGCACAAUGUUUGAUUUAGAUAACAGGUUUGUAAUCAGUGAAAUGUUUAGCAUAGCAAAUGUAUAUUAUAUUUAGAUUAUAGGUAUACGUAGUGAGAAUUGCCUGCGAAGUGGUAUACAAAAUUCUUUGUAGUGGGCAGAAUGGCAUAAUAGCGAACAUAGGAAUGGUAAGUGAUGUAUGGAAGGCAGAUUUGAUGUAUAAUUAUUUUUUUCUCUUGGCAGUCGGAUCCUCUGGGUCUCAAUGCAGCUCCAGUUACUCCAGAAGUGGCAACACCGGAAACUCCCAAGGAGAGCAGACCGCAAAAAAGGAAGCUGUCUGAGGAGUUGUCGACAUGCGACACAGUUAAGAAGUUAAAGGUGAGUGGGCUCUCAAUAACAUGUUUGCUGAUAGUUCAAUGUUUGAAACAACUGCUUUUUGUUUUAUGCAGCCCUUAUUUUUAUGCUCAGCGAAUUAAUAUCUACCUACUGUCUUACUAGAUGGAGUCAACUCCUGUGACCACAGCAGCACCAGCACCAGCGCCAACACCAGCGCCAACACCAGCACCAGCAGUACCCAGUUCCACCAUCAUCCCUGGUGUAACUCUGGAGGAAAAGCAGUUAACAGCCCUGCUGAAGCCCACUGAGUGAGUGAUAUUAUAUGUGGACUGUGAACGUGAUGCUGGGGCAGGGAGAGUCUGUUCAUAGGCUAGCAAUACCAAGUGAAAUGUGAUGUGUAGUUAGGACGAGUAAUGUGAGUUUAUUGUUUAGAAUUUUCAUGGCACAAAGUAGUUCUGUCGUGCUGUUCAUUGUUAAGGCAUUACAAAAAUGGAAACUUUAUUUAGAAUAAAUGGUAGCACGGGUUUUGUGAAAGUCUGAACUACGGUUCUCAUGUAAUUGCAAUGUCCAAAACAGUCCAGAAAGACCUAGAAAAUCAGAUCUGGUUUCAAAGAAACAGGUCUGAUACUUUAACCAUCUUAUGUAGCAGCGUUUCCCAACUUGUUAUUUUUUGUUGAUUUUUAUUUUUUUUUGCUAAUGCUAAAAUCAAAUAAUCCCAUAAAGGUUAAUUUCCAAUAUCAGAAACACAAUCUGUCCUAUUCCCUUUCACCAACUAUUGAUUACUAUCUAUAGAAUGCAAUGUUACGUUUUGUGACCGUUUGUUGAGAAAGAGGUGCAUGUGAUUCUGCUGUUUAUUUCUUGUAGUAAGAUUUCAUAAGUGUUAUACUGAGGGAAAAUGGGGAAAUUUGAGCAGUGGAUACUAUAAUGUGUAUGCCUGAUUUCAGUAACAAUUUUGACUCCCUCUCCACCAACAGUGUUUACUGGGACUUGGAUAUUCAGAGCAAUGUAGUGGUAAAACGACAACCUACAUCACAUACUCUACCUCCCCCAUCACAGUCUUUGCCACCACAUCCUGAAGUGGAGCUUCUCCGGUCACAGCUUGUUCUAAAACUACGGCAGCACUACCGAGAGCUGUGCCAGCAGAGGGAGGGUAUGCAUCACUUUUUCUAAAGAUACAGAAUGUAAUUGUGCUUGUGUGCACACACAGCGUCUCAAGUAAGAACCAUUUAAUAGAAAUAUGAAUCAGAAUUGAAUUUUAUUUUAUUUCUAUUAGAAAUUGAGUUGACCUUUGUACAGUACAUCAGAAUUAUCUGUCUGAUAUGAUUCCAUGCAUGAACGCAUGGAACCUGUAUAUCUUAUAGGGCUUCAUGAGUCAGAACCCUAAUCGUAAUCAAUUAAUUUGCUUAAAACACAUUUUUGCACAUGCAAACUUUGGAAUUUUGUUGAUAUGAGAUGCCUAUUUUGUUCAUAGCAGUCAUGUAAGACUGCAAUAUGAGCAGUGUGACAGUCUAAGCUCCAAAAUCACUUCAUCCUAAUGUAGUGAUUUUGGUGCAUAGAUUCUGACCCUGUGGACUUGUAUUUGAAAGCAGUGCUGUUUCUGGGAAACUGCUCUGUUUUUGUUAUGCAGUCUCUAUGCCUCUAGUGGUUGUCAAAUAGACUGCCACUACAAGCUUCCGACUAAAAUAGAUUCCGUAAGUUUAUCUAUUUUACGUCUGGUGACCGUAUGUAAAGUAUGAUGCCAGUCGGUGGAUGUGCAAUAAUUCUUAUAGAGAAGCAUUGUAUUGACGGAUUGCGGACAUAGCUGCGCAUGCACUCUAUGUCUGCAGCAGUGAGUAGACUGUCUCGGCACUGGCGUAAAGGGAAGUUAAAUAAUUGUAAUUUUUUUUUUUAAAUAUAAAAAGGAAGACCCAUUAUUCUUAAUGCAUUGACAGAGCAGACAAUAUAAAGUUCAUUUGGUUUAAUAUAAUAUUCCUUAAAGAUUUCUACCACUCGUAGUGGUCAUGGGGAGAGCUUUGACAAAACUUGUGUAAAAUACCCUUUCUUUUUAAAGUGAAUCAUAGUUCAGAAUUAUCCUGCUGAUGAAUACUGUAAAAUGAUAAACAUAUGUAUACGUUUUUCACAUGACUGGUGCUAGUCUUUCUUUACUGCACCUCAUAUAGCAGCAUUUACAACAUGGCAACAAUAUAAAAUAACCAGUCCAAAUAUGGCACAUGAAAUGUGUCAUUAAGAAGAGCUUCCUUUUCCUGUGAUUGUCUACAAAUUAUAGCUUAUUUCUCAAAAUUUAGGUGAAAUAACUGAAUUUUUCAGACUUAUCUUUGAGCAGUUAUUAGACACUUCAUUCUUAGAAAAAAUAUUUUCCCUCUUUCUGGUUCCAUACAGGUAUUGAGCCACCUCGGGAGUCUUUUAAUCGUUGGCUACUAGAGAGGAAGGUUAUGGAUCGUGGCCCAGACCCAAUUCUGCCUAGUGAAUGUGAUCCUGCGGUGUCUCCAUCCAUGUUCCGAGAAAUAAUGAAUGACAUCCCUAUGAGGUGAUGAUGAUGUGAUUAAUGUGUAAUCUGCUUACAUGAGUCUUAAAUUGGGACUUAUUAAAGUCUAUUUAUUUUACAAUUCUUUUAUAGUGCUCUUAUCUCAAGUGGUUUACGUAGAUAAAUUGACAAUUACCUUUUGAUACAAUUAUUGAUUGUGCCUCAAUAUAAUAAGCUUUCCAGAUGAUUCAAUACUGUAAGAAAAACUGGUCAAAUGAUCUACAGAACAACAUUAAAAUCCAAGUGCAUUUUUGUAGAUAAAUGAUUUGGAAAGUUUGUUGUCAAAAUUGAUUCAUUUGAAAGCUCAUUAAUUCAAGGCCUAUGUUUCUAAUACCAUACUGGAAGGAGAAGUAUUGUUUAUAUUGAAUAUUUAUUUUUUUGCUUUGUGGAUCAUUAUUUCUAAAGAGAGAAUGUAUGCCGUGGCUUUUUGGAAAAUCCAACACAUCAUUUUCUUUUUUCAGAUUAUCUCGUAUUAAGCAUCGUGAAGAAGCAAAACGUCUGCUCUUUAAGUAUGCAGAGGCUGCCAAGCGAUUGAUUGAGUCCAGGUGAUACUUUCACUCUAUAUUCAUUAUCUUUCUUUUCCAUUUGUGCUUUUUUCACAAUGCCUCUAAACAUACAAAAUCAUAUUUCCACUUAUUGCCUGUCUGUUACCUCACAUCUUCACCUUUAAAUUCUGAUCCUCUACCUAUCCAGUAUUAAAGGAACACUUCAAUCACUAUAACCAAUUCAAUGUGCUGUAGUGCCUAUGGUGACAGUAGUUCCCUUGUCCACCCUUCCUCCAAUGUAAAUAACCAAACCAACAACUCAUCUAGGGUCCACUGAGCUCCCGUUACGUCCCCCAAGAGAGCCAACCCCUGAGAGUGAUCUCAGCCAGUUAGCUUGCCAUGCAAAGCAUAGUUUAUCUAAAGAGCUUAUGGCUCUAAAUGCAGGAAGGGAGCAGUGCCUGCAGACCCUAGGUAAGUUGUCAAACCUUUAGCAAACGGUUUGACUACUUACAGUAAGCUGUAGUAGUUAUGCUGCUUGGAGUGUAGCGUUAACUUUAUUUGUUGACAUAUGCUCUGACCUCACCAUGUAUUUAUUUCAUUCUAGGAGUGCUUCUUCAGACAGUAGAAAGUUGGUGAAAUGGAAUGUGGAGGACACAUUUAGCUGGUUGAGGAGAGAUCAUCUUGCAACCAAGGAAGACUACAUGGUUUGUGGAACCUCUCUCAUCAUGUUUGCUCUAAACUGAUAAUUCUUCAGUUUUCUAAAAUGCCAUUUUGCUUGAAUUUCCACAGUCACCUAACAUCUGUGUUACCCAGAUGACAUUUCCCUUGUCUAUAUACAAAAUCAUUAAAACUAGUGCAAACUUACUCUACCUGUAAGUGUGACUUCAAAAUUACAUCACUUAAUGAAAUGACCACUUCCACUUUUGUGUAUUUAUAUAUUCUAGGACCGACUGGAGCACCUGCGUAGGCAGUGUGGUCCCCAUAUGGCAGCUGUGGCAAGGGACUCCGUGGAAGGUAUAUGUAGCAAGAUUUACCACAUUUCUAGGGAAUACGUGAAGCGAAUCCGCGAAAAGCACUUGGAACUUCUUAGUGAGGCCAACAUACCAGGUAAUACACACAUAUAUAUAUAUAUAUAUAUAUAUAUAUAUAUAUAUAUAUAUAUAUAUAUAUAUUUUUUUUUUUCCUCUCUCGUUAGUUCAUGCUCCCGCAAUCCAAGGUAUCUCUUUGACACCUUUAACUCAAUUCUUUGCCAUCCAUGCAAGCGCGCUGUCUUGGCGUUGUAUUUGAUUCUGGCCUCACCUUUGAGCCUCACAUCCAGUAUGUUGCUAAAUCCUGUAAACUCCAUCUUAAAAACAUAGCCUGCAUCCACCCCUUCCUUACGCAAGAUGCUACCAAGAAGCUUGUCCAUGCUCUAGUAAUUUCACGCAUGGAUUAUUGUAACCCUCUCCUAAUUAGUCUUUCCAAAAGCUGUAUUGCCCCGCUAAAGUCUGUAAUGAAUGCUGCCGCCAGACUGAUUUUCCUCUCUAGCCGGUCCUCUCACACCUCAUCCCUCUGUCAGUCCUUAUAUUGGCUUCCUGUAUCCUAUAGGAGUCAAUUCAAAGUGCUAACCAAUACCUAUAAAGCACUGGACAAUUCUAGCUACUCUUAUAUCUCUUCACAGAUCCAUAGGUAUGACCCUUUUUGGUCUUUCCGCUCAGCGCUACGGAAUCUGUUGGCGCUAUAUAAAUGGCAAUUAUAAUAAUAUGUACACACGUGGUAAUAGUGUGUUUAAGGUACUGUAAUUGUGAACAAGUGCACACAAGUGUAAUGUAAAUAGGCAUCUACUAGGCUGUCUGUUGGUUGAAAGGAGACCCAUGCCUCUGCAAAACACAGCCUGAUUAACUAAACUGUGAACCAGACUGUGUGUAUAGUGGUUUGUUGCACAUUAUUAUACGAGGAAAACAAAAAGAAUUAACCUAGGGCCAAAAUUUAGAUAUCACAAGGUAGAGGGCACAAAAAAAAGGGGGGUAACCCCUAAAUGGUGAAUAUCAUAGAGAAUAAACAAAACAAGAAAAAAAUGCCAUUCUACCUGUGUAUGAUUUACUGAGAAGAUUGUAGGUUAAAAAGUAACUUUUAAUAAAUAAAUCUAAAAUAAAAAUAUAUAAAAGAAAAAAAAUAACAAUAUGAACAGCAGGAGUAAAUGGAGACUAUACAGCGAGUAAAACUCUGACUACUUAUACAAGCUGUAAAAGUGUACACAUAAUAACACUAAUGCUGAAGCAAUACUGUUUAGCUACAAUAUAACAGUGUAUUCCCAAGUAAUAGAAGUGAUACUAUAUUAUAUAUCACUAAUAGCUGUAACAAGAGGAGGGGAGAUAAGACAACUGCUAAACCAGUGCUGUCAAUAGUUAAAAGAUAUGGAUAAGUAAAUCCCUACAUGAUAGUACAACUAACAACAUGGGUUAACUCCACAUACAAUAAUUGAUAAUGUUCUAUGGUGCUUAACCUCGGAAAGAUCAAAGAUAAUGGUUCAGCUAAGACAGAUUUCUGACAGACGGCGAUUAGCCAGUUAAAUAUCACAAAAGCUGCCUAGAUCACAGCAGAACUUUGAUAAUAAAUUAAAGGUUGCUGUCAAGCAGUAAAGUAUAAAAUUAAGGGGUUGCUGACCUGGCUCCGUUUUUUUCUGCAAGAUACCUAGCAGUAUAUUCUAGUGUAACAACAGCUGCCUGCACUGAAUGAUGUUAACUUAUGCUUGACCACAGUGGAGCACCAAGUAGUAGCUCACCUGUGAAGGACUGCUGACAGGCCCAGUUAACCGGUUAAAAAUCACACAAGUUGCCUAAAUGCUAGCUGCAUCUAAAUAAUAGGUCAAAGUAUAAAGAAAAAGUUACAAACAGUUUUUAAACAGGUUGCCUAGGUAGUAGAAAAUAUACCGGUUGAAAGUCACGCAAGUUGCCUAAGUGCUAGCUGCAUCUAAAUAAUAGGUCAAAGUAUAAAAAGAGGGUUUACAAACAGUUUUUUUAAAACAGGUUGCCUAGGUAGUAGAAAAUAUAUAAAGUGACAGAGGAAGGCAUAUAGAAUAAAGGCAUAUAGAAUAAAGAUUCCUGAGUCUUGUGCCUUCGAGGGCACCCCUUAGUAAAAUGCCUGGUCUUAUCAAUCUCCCCCCAUAAACAUAAUAAAGGAAAAAGAAAGAAAAAUAAAGUAUGUACAGAGUACACAAAAUUAGUGUUUAAGAGUCUCCAAUAUGCACUCCUGAGAUGCUGGACAUGAAUGAACUUGAUGUCGGUAAUUUAGCAAAAGAUAAGCAGAGAGUUAGGUGCCGACACCAAUAAUGUGUCAGUAAGUGUCCAGAGCCCCUGACGUGCACGUUUCGCCAGUGAAGCUCAUCAGAGGGGCCCCUCAGAGGAGAUGCUGAAUGUUUGGAUGCAUUUUAGGCAGCCAUGACCCAGGAAGGAUCUCUAACCGCCAUCUGAGGAGUGGCCAGUAAAGUUAUCACUAGGCUGUAAUGUAAACACUGCAUUUUCUCUGAAAAGCUGUAGUUGUUCUGGUGACUAUAGUGUCCCUUUAACUAUUAUGUUUACUAUCUAUUAGGAUUUAGAGCCAUCUUGUGGCCAUUCAAAGAAAUACCUCUCAGAUCGAUGGUAUCCUAAUAUCUAUAAAUCACAUUUUACUUUCAGAUGAAGCCCCCAAUCUUCUACGGAUUGUGGGGGCAGUGGACUAAUUUUAUCUGAACCACCAUUGUGUGCCAGGCAAUAAACACGGUCUGUUUCACAACAGUGUAGGUGUUUUUAUUGCCAUUUGAAAAAAAAAAAUGGGUUGAGUUAAACCUUAACUUUAGACAUCUCUUGUGAAGGUAGUCUGUGAUGCCAUGGCAACGAUGCUCAUUUUUAAACCGCUUUAAAGCUAUUUUUAAAGAGAAAUAUUAUCCUUCUUGAUGAUGAGAAAUAUUAUCCUUCUUGAUGAUGUCAAUGUGUGAUUGUUGCUAUUAUGCUACAUUGAAGUGGUCUGGGAGCAGUGUCCCUGUUCCCUUAACCCUGCAAUGUAAAACAUUGCAGUUUUAGAGAAACUACAAUGUGUUAAGACUGCCACUAGAGACUGUCUACCAGACAGCCACUAGAGGCACUUUCUGCAGUUUCGUGGAUUUUGCCUCCAUGAAAUGAUGCUGGACAUCCUCAUGCUUUGCAACAGUUUGUAUGGACUUUUCUUCGACACGUUUGAUUUUCAUUUAUUUUUUAUUAACAAUAUUUCUUAAUAUAGCAUUUUUAUGACAUUCUCUAAAAUCUUUACCCAAUCAGUAUCACACAAGAUUGUGCAAAAUGCUGAACGUGCUGACGGCCACACUGUUUGCAUUAAAGUGAUAGAAAAGCAUUUUAUGUUGACAUCCCAUGUGUAGUAGUGACCUUGUUAUUUGGAAUUUCUAAAGGUAUUGAGAGACUGUAUUUGUAAUGGGUGAUAUGUAACAAGAAGUCAUUCCUGUGUUGUGUAAUUGUUAAGUUGAUUGCAAUCUUGUAUUCUGUAUUAUUGUAACACAUGUUGUCCUGUUGCAGAAUCAGGCCCUGCUGAAGAGCCUUCGGAAAAGAGGGUGUUCUGUCACCCUGUCCGGUUGUCAGUGCCGGCAUUGCAACCCCAGGGAGGAGUGGAUUUGCGGGUGGAAGGCAGCACAGUGUGUGUGCGAUUCCGAGAAGAAUCUGUUAGAAUGAACCAGGGCUACUUUAGCAAGCUGGUAAGAACAAAAACCCUGACUUUUAAAAACCAUAUCUGCAACUCUAAACUGUAAAAUAUUAUCACAUGUGUAUACCCAUGCCAAAAUAUUUCCAAUCUUGGGCAAUUUACAGUACAGUCAAGUGCAAUUAAGACUACUUUGUUAGGCUUUUACGGUUUUGAUCAUGCACUGUUUAUGAAAAAUGGACAUUGCUCUGUAAUAUCUCUGUGUAGUUUCAGCUCUAUCGCCUCAGCUGUACAGAUGAUCCUGCAUCAGACAAAUUCAUUUGCAGAAUGUGGUGUCUCCUGCGUAGAUAUCAGGUACAAACUCUGAGCUGAGAUGUAAAUAAAGGGUUACAUUGGUGGUGUUUGGUUACCUGUUGUGGAUGUCACUCACCUAUUUGGUCUGUACUCACAGGUUAUGUUUGGCACAGCACAGUAUGAGGGUUCUGGUCUGCAAGGAGCACUCCCUGUCCACGUUUUCCAGGCUCUGCACAAACAUUUUGGGGUGACUUCUGAAUGCUUUGCAUCCCCUCUCAACUGUUAUUUCAAGCAGUACUGCUCCGCCUUCCCAGACACAGAUGGAUAUUUUGGAUCCAGAGGGUGAGCUUUGAAUAUGAAAUAAGUGUGAAUCUAUGUCCUUACAUCUUUAUUUUAUUUAUAGUGUUUGUGUGAGAAUGUAUUCUAUACUUAAUACUGCCUUUAUUUGUAUAGCUCUGCUCUUUUAUAUAACAUAAUCCCAUUUCUUCCCAGCAAUCUGUGUAAACAUGCUUACUAAUCUUAUGCAGCCCAAAACACUCAUCUUCAGUUUUGAUCCAGGGCUAGUUUUCAGACUAAACAAAAAACAUUUUCUACUAGAGCUUUAUUUUGUCUGUCUAUCUGAAAGGGGAUUAUAAAACUUCAUCUGGUGUUUUAGAAGGCAGGAGUGAGGUCGGAGUACACUACAGGGCUUCAUUGCAUUCUGCAAUAGUAGUCUGUAACGCCAUGUUUGAGAUCUCCCCAGAGUUGCACAAUGAUAUUAAGGUCAGGAGACUGUGAUGGCCACUCCAAAACCUUCACCUUUUUCUUCUGUAACCACUGGAGAGUCAACUUGGCCUUGUGCUUAGGGUCAUGCUCAUGCUGGAAAGUACAAGAGCAUUCCAUGCGCAGCAAUCGUGCAGAAGAAUGAAGUAUUUUCUGAUCAGAUGCUGCAUUCAUCUUGCCAUCAAUUUUCACAAGAUUCCCCGUGCCUUUAGAGCUAACACACACCCAAAACAUCAGUUAGCCACCACUAUGUUUCAAAGUGGGGAUGAUAUUCUUUUCAUUAUAGGCCUUGUUGACGCCUCUCCAAACAUAGCACUUAUGGGUAUGGUUUUGGUCUCGUAAUUCCAAAUUACAGUGUGCCAGAAGCUGUGAGGUGUGUGAAGGUGGUGUCGGGCAUUGAAACUGGGCUUUUUUGUGGCAUUGGCGCAGUAAAGGCUUCUUUCUGGCAACUUGACCAUGCAGCUCAUUUUUGUUCAAGUAUCGUCGUAUUGUGCUCCUUAAAACAACCACACCGUCUUUUUCCAGCAGCCUGUAUUUCUCCUGAGGUUACCUGAGGGUUUUUUCUUUGCAUCCAGAAGAAUUCUUCUGGCAAUUGUGGCUGAAAUCUUUCUUGGUCUACCUGACCUUGGCUUGGAUAUCAAGAGAUCCCUGAAUUUUCCACUUCUUAAUAAGUGAUUGAACAGUACUGGCAUUUUCAUGGCUUUGGAUAUGUUUUUAAUCCUUUUACAUCUUUAUAAAUUUCCAUUGCCUUGGGCGGCGGGGCUUUACAGCAGAACGGAGCAGUCACCAUUUCCCACAGCUCCCGCAACAAACAGCCGAAAUCCACCAGAUAUCACAGGCAUCAGUGUAUCUACGGCAGCAAUGACCCAAGAACUCACCCUGGAGUGCAUGCGGACUGGGUACAUGCCGUUCUUUCAGAAUUCCGGGCCCAAACGACGACAGAAACGGUUUGUAGCCUAGCAUUCCCCAACAGGCCUGGGACUUGAAGAGUGGUGGAGCGCACCCCGGACACCAGGGGAGUCAAGGCUGGGGACAUAACGCCAGACCCGCCACCAGACAUGGGAAAGCGAUAUCGAGUCCCUGCUUCAGAGACAGGCCUCACCCAAUAUGGCGGCUCCGGAGGCCCACCCAGCCGUAACUGCACCCCAGGCCCACACAAGAGGUAGCCUUAACUCAGCCCCAACAGCCCAAAACCACCCAGACUUCAUACUCCUGGCAACUAAACAGAAUCCUAGACCCUUCUAGCAUAUUUUCUCCAGAAAUUAGCAGGCUCUGUGCCACGGAGGAAGAUGUCCUUGAAAUGAAACAGGCUGUGUCUACUCUGACAGACUCCAUCCAGUAAAACGCAGAAAGCCCAACAAGCAUUCACCACACAAAUAACCAUACUGGAUGAUCGCUCCAGGCGCAAUAAUCUGAAAAUCAGAAAGGUGCCAGAAGCUGUCACAUUGGAAGAAUUGCCACACUACCUGAGGCAUCUGGCGGCUCCCGCUUCGGCCAUAAGUGACCUCUUAAUCCACUGCACCCUGGCACAAGAUAAACAAGCACUGCUAGCUGUGCUGAGAGACAAGACACCUUUCUUAUUCGAAGGCACCAGCCUUUCAUUCUACCAGGACCUCUACAGAGCAACUCUACAGUGGAGACGCAUACUACUCCCAGUAACAUGCCAGCUCAGGAAAGCUGGUGUGACCUACCACUGGACAUCACGUAAAUCCCUCAGUGUGAUGCAUAACGGGACAGUUCAUAACCUCUCUUCAGUUGAUGAAGCUCCAGCCCUGUUCAGGACAAUUGGCCUACCUAUACCGAACGGUAGUCACGGCGGCCAUAACAGUGCUCUGACCUGGGAUCCAGCCAACAUAGUUCCUUUCAUGCCCUGACACGGACCAGCAACGCUCAUGGGGACUUGACCAAGAAAAAGGGUACUGCAGCCACAGGCUGCGACCCCCACGUAUAGUUUUUUUCUUAUGUUUCCACAGUUUUUAAUAUUGUUUUGUAUAAGUUCCAAUGCCUGCCCACCUAAUUGGAUCCCUUUAUGAUAAGAAACACAGUCCAGGAACUUCCAACCGAAGGGUAAUGGAGCUUCUCCACGUGCCUGCCUCCAUACUCUUCCUCCCCCGCAAUCCCCUUGGUUAGGGGUAACACAAGCAACAGCCUGCCAGCCCUUCACAUAAGAUGCGCACACCAGUACCAUAAGGCCUGGCGCAUGCCCCUGUAGAUGCCCAUAUAGGCAUACAGCACAACAUCGAGAGCAACAUCACACCACACCACAGGCAGUAACCAGUAGGGAUGUGCACGGGGAAAAUAUUCGGUUCGUUCGGCAUUCCGGGACUUCUCUUGCAGCCGCUUAGUAGAUAACUCCCUAAUUCCCACGGUAUUAGGGAGCUAUCUACCAAAAGGCUGAAAGACCUAAAUUGGUCUUUCGGCCAAAUUUACUAAUACUAAGUAAUCUUUAGCCUUUUAGUAGAUAGCUCCCUAAUACCGUGGGAAUUAGGGAGUUAUCUACUUAUUCAUUCCUGUCAUUACAUUGACUGGCCAAGUAACCUACAUUUUAUAUGAAUGUGUGUUACUUGAUUGUUGUAAGUGUUGCAAAUGCUUGCAGCUGAAUCCUGGCUGUGUUUGUAUAAUUUUUAUUUAAACUUGUAUACAAUGUAACAUUCUUCCACUGGGUAGGUAUAUUAGUACUUCAGCAAUUCAGCUUCAGCAACAUAAUUGCCCGAAAAUUCGUUCAAAUUGACAUUCGGAACGAAACGAAUUGCACAUGUCUAGUAACCAGCUCUAUGUUUAAAACAUAUUAGGCCCUCCACUAUUAGCCAGGGCUUACACAACCCCAGUAACACCUGAAUGCUUAAGCAUGACCUAAUGACCCACUACAGCACAGGCUAUAGUGAAUAACGCCUAGCCAAACCCACAAUAAAAAGGCAAGCAGCUGUAAUCGAAGUUGGCCUCUAGGGCCCAGCUCACUUAACACAUUAGUUUUAAAUAUGUUAUGUGCCUUAACUUACAAAACCCCUAUAAAAAAAAAGGCCUCCACAAUCUGGAGAGGGAGGUAACUGGAUUACGUCUUGCCUACUCUUUACCCCUAAUUUUACUAUGGACAUUUGUAUUGUCAUUCAGACUUCCUCCUUUUUCUUUUCCUUUCUGUACAAUGCCGUAAGGCCUCAAAAAAAGAAAGAUUGACAAAUGUAAAAAAUGUUUAUAAUUACCUUUUUACGCAGGUGUUUUGACAGUUCUUUUCUGCUCCCCGUGGCUCAAUAUCCAGCCUGCUCAGUGCAUCCAUGUGAGAGCUAACAAACUCAUUGACUAUUUAUACACAGGCACAUAUUGCAAUUUAAAAAGUCACAGAUGAGGGAAAUUAACCUUUAAUUGCCAUUUCAACCUGUGUGUGUCACUUUGUGUAUCUGUAACAAGGCCCAGCAUUAUUUAUUUAUAAAUUAUUUUACCAGGAAGGAUACAGUGAGAUUUAUCUCUUUUCAAGUAUGUCAGUGGUAUGUAAACUUUUUUGAUCAGGGCCAUUUGGAUGAUUUCUGUUAUCAUUAUAAAUUUAAAAGGAGCCAAACAACUAUGUGAUUAUUAAUGGCUUCACAUGAUCACUAUCCUUCAAUAAAAAGACAUUUAUUUUUUUGCAUGAUCAGUUAUAUUUUGAAAAUCAAUUUCACAAUUUCUGCCAGGGUAUGCAAACUUUUGUGUGUGUGUGUGUGUGUGUGUGUGUGUGUGUGUGUGUGUGUGUGUAUAUAUAUAUAUAUAUAUAUAUAUAUAUAUAUAUAUAUAUAUUACAGAAAAACAUUUGUACAAACAUAUAUAAAUAAUACUGGGAGGGAAAAUUAAAAUUUAAAAACGACAUUAAAGGAAUAAAAAUAAACAGUAGCAAAAAGAGGUGGAAAAUAAUGUAGCGGUGCUGCAACCAGAUUUCUUCACUCACCCUCCUUGCCUUUAAUUCCAGCGGAGAGACAGAACAUGGAAUAAGUUUUCUGGGGUCCUCUGUGCCUCCAUCCAUGGGGACACCAUCAUGUAAAAUGUGUUAGCAGAAAUGCAUUCCAUGGCAACUAUGUGACAUAUUUUCUCCAUGGUAUCCAAAAUAUAGCUGAUUAUUAUUAUUACCAAGCAAUGCCUAUGUUGCAUCUUUGUGGAAAGCCUUAUUGUUUUUUUGUUAUCUCUAAACAUCAGUCUGUACACAUUGUUUUUUCUGUGUGCUAGCUAUUUAUCCUUACUUUCAAAAAAUUGCUAUUUGUUUAAUUAAAGGAAUAAAGGUAGAAAACAGAUUAUAUAGAAAAUCAAGAUCCACAGCCCUUUGUAUGUUACUUGCAAGAUCCACAGCCCUUUGUAUGUUACUUGCAAGUUAGAAUUUUAAUUCUGAGUAUUGCAGAAUACAGUCCAUUAAAUGUUUAACAAUCAACUAACUCUGUUAAUUCUUCCUUCUGUUUCCCAUAAACAGAUAACAUAUCUCUCUCUCUCUCUCUCUCUCUCUCUCUCAUAUAUAUAUGUCACUGAUGUAUUCUUUUACAACUUUAUUUCCUAUUAAUGUUAUGUCAUUUUGAGAUCCAACAAUUCAUGUAACAUUGUUACUGUUUUACAUUCUGUAGGCCUUUUCUGAGUUUCUUCCCGGUCAGUGGUUCCUUUGAAGCAAACCCGCCAUUUAGUGAGGAACUGAUGGAUGCCAUGGUCACACAUUUCGAGGUGCGUUGGUUUGCAUCCUUACUACUGAGUGUUUUUUACUUUUGUCAGUCGUCUAACAAAAUCUUUGCUUGCUUUCCUGUAGUACCUCCUGGAGAGUUCUGAUCAGCCUUUGUCCUUCAUCAUCUUCAUCCCAGAAUGGAGAGACCCUCCUACCCCAGCACUCACACGCAUGGAGAGCAGUCGCUUCAAGCGCCAUCAGAUGCUCCUCCCUGCAUUUCAGCAUGAGUAUCGCAGUGGAUCUCAGCAUGUGUGCAAGAGGCACGUAACAACUUAUGUAACAUAGGGAAAGUAAAUUGUAGCGUUUCAGACUUGGGAUCUGUUACUGAAGAAUAACGGGAGAAAACAAAUGAAGAAACAAAAAGUGGUUAGACAAAGUUUAUUCAAACUAAGAAUUGUGUAAAGCUGACAAUAGAACUAGAGAAUUUACACCAAAACAGCUAGUUUGAAGAAUUUUCCUCUAUAUUACAAUUUGCUUAUGAAGCCAAAAGUUACUUUAUUGAUAAAUAAACUACAUAGAAAGGGUAAUAAAAAUAUCUAUAGGACUAUGCAUAACAAUCCCAAAUUGUUUAAUUUAUUGUGCAUUAUACUCCGUAAUGCAAUGUUGUAGUGUUCAUUGAUUCAUGUUUAUUAGAAAGUUACAUUUGUAGGCAAGAGACGUCCGGUUUAUCUAGUUCUCUACAUUUGAAUGAUUAUUGAUGGAUGCAGUUGUCCCUAUGUUUUGCUUGGCUAAGUGCUUUUAGCAGUCUUAGAAAAGUUAGUUAGUUAAAAGGGCACUCUAAGCACCAUAAUCACAACAACAAAAAAGCAUUCACUGUGUGGUAUAUACACCCACCCCAGUGAAACCCCAGUGAGUAUUAGAAAUUUAGUCAUUUACCCUAUAAUUUUGGUAAGUUUUAAUGUCCUAUAAUGACAAAAAUACUAACAUAGUAUAUCCAGUACUGUACAGAGAGUAUUGCUCAAUAUUGGUACACUAACAUUUAACUGAGCCCCACAGGAUAGGCACAGAUCACUUAGACAGAUAUGUACUAUGGUGACUCUUCCUCUGUAUCUGGAUAUAUAUGGAAUACAGAAAGUGGGGAAAAACCUAGUGCAAUAUGUCAAUAUUCAAAAGUGCAUAUAAAUGAGGUUGCAGAACUGCUCACCUUUUCAAGAGCCUAUUGUAUGUGGCUCUUAGUUUGUAGACUCUUUUGUCUAUAAAGGGGACACAGAGGAUCCAAGGUAGUAGAAUAGAGUCCCCAGGAAUAAUUAAAAAUACUAUUUAUUACCACUUGUAUAAAAACAAAUAUAAGUAAAACAUAAAAUCUUCACAAUGAAGCUCCCAAGACGCAUUUCGCCGAUAUAAUGGCUUUCUCAAUCGGUAUAAUUACCACCAAGCCCUGUCUUUACUUUAAAUGUCCUUCAGUGUUCUCAUUGGCCGAAUCCAGAGAUCAUUAUCCAAUCGUCAGUUUUGUUGAUGAUAUAAUUUUCUUCCAUAAGUUAUUUCCGACCGGAUUCACUUGUCCCGGAAGUGACGCGACGACAACCUAGCGCUCCACUGCUGACUAAUACAAUAUACCUUUUCACUGUUUAAACGCCUGUAACACAAGCCUAUCGUUUUUUUUGCACUAUAAUCACUACAACCCUUUGUAGUGAUAAUGGCUCCAGGAAACCCUUUGGUGCUGUCACACUUUAAUGAGUCAAACCAUUUUUUUAAAGAAUUUAUCUGGGUUCCUCAUACUCCCACAGUCCCCCCCAUUCUUCUGUGAUAUCGCUAAAGUGGAAGUUCUCAUUUAACUUUAGCAAUUUGGAUAUAAUUUAUUGUUUGAGUGUGUCUGCUGACACUCCUCAGCCAAUGAAACAUGUCCAUAGUAUAACAACAUUUUAAUUUCCUUAGCCUACUGAGAGCUUUACUUUAGAAAAAUCACAGAAGAACAGCAGGCACCUAAGAGACCAAGGCAAGUGUCAAAUAGUGUUAAAAAAAAUGUUUUGACUCCUUAAUCUGGGAUGUCUCCAGGGGACUUCUGGCACUAUAACCACUGCAGUGCAAUAUAAUGGUUAUGGUGCUUAAAGUGCUCAUUUAAUUAUGUUUUUACACAAAUAACAUUGAACUCAGCCCAUUGAGAUGUAAGUUCUAUAAUUUUAAAUGAAAUAUCUCUAAAACAUUUUUCCCAAUUGAAAUUAAAAAGCACACGAUAUACAUGUAAUUAUGCCAACACAUGUAAAAGGAAUGGAGCUGUGUAUGUGACCAGUCCCCUUCAAAAUUAUUUUUUUCGGUCUACCUCUAAAUUUGACCCACUCUCUUUUAUCUCUUUCUCCCCUUACCCAUUCAUCUGCUGUCUUGAAUGAUUUUCCACUCACCUUUCUCAUGCACCUUCUACUUAUUCAGUAAUGCUCUAAAACCUCACCCAUUCUGGCUUGUCUUUAACUCCAACUGUUUACUGUCUCCACAGAGAGGAGCUGUAUUACAAAGCUGUGCACAACACUGCAGUCCUGUUUCUUCAGAAUGAGCCGGGCUUUCUGAAAUGGGCACCUACUGCAGACCGAGUCCAGGAGCUGGCUGCAGCAUACAAACACUCUGGGCGUUUAUCCAAUUCAUCCGGGGGCAGCGAGAAGGAGUCCACACGAGAGGAGGGCACCAGCAAGGACAGUGCGUCAAAAGAUACAGACUGAGAGAAGGCAUUGCCUCUUUAAUGGGCUUCUUAAUGGGAGUGACAUGACUCACCCCAGUCUUUUAGGGCAGAAUGUGGGCCUCCCUCAUAUUGUAGAGCAUAGUUCAAAUCUUCACCUGUCAUAUAGUGUGCAGCAUGAAGUUUUUUCUUGUAGUCCUGAAGGGCGGACAAUUUUCUUCACUUAAAUUAGCAGAGGAGACAAAAAUGCAUAGGUGUGGGAAUACAACAUGCCUGUGUUUUUCACUUCACUAAAGGACACGCGACUGCAGGUUGUUAUGGUUUGACAGUACUGCUGCAUACGGGUGAGAGAGCUCCAUCUGCUCCAUUGAGAUUUUUUGGGGAGGCAGUAAAUGUAUGUUUUAAGUUGUGUGUGAGGGUGCAUUGCUACCAGUGUAUGAAGUUGUGGGUGUUGAAACAUUUCCUCUCUGUUAAGGUGAGAUUGGUCAUGUAGCUUUCCAAUGUAUAUAAUUCUUUGUGUAUCUAUUCUAUGAAGUAUAUUUGAUGUUGUUUUCCUUUUGGGGGAGACAUAGGAAUUUGCAUGGUUUUCUUCUCCUUCCCUUGUGUGUGUGUCUCCGGUAUUGUGAUUGGUGCACGUUGUCUGUGCUAAUUAUUCCCUGUAAUUAAUUUAAUGUCUAACCAUUUUAUUACUUUUAUCAAAACAGUAAAAAGUCUAUUUUUGAUCUCAGUUUCGAGUUUUUGAAGGGAAGGGGAAAAAAUAUUUUAUAUUUACAGGGUUAUUCACUGAAUAGAAUUUUCACAAAUUAAAUCCGAAUGGCAAAUCUGAGGCAAAAUAGUCAAAUUGUGACUGUUGAGCUGGAAAAAUUUUUUUUUCAGAUCAACUAUUUUUGCCUCUGUUUUUCCAUUUGGAUUCAAUUUGUGAAAAUUCUGAAUUUAGUAAAUAGACCUGCUAAAAUGAGAUUCCUCUCUCUAAAUUUGGCUUUGAUUUAAUAUAUUUUGGAUAAGCA